Apodemus sylvaticus (European woodmouse) is the source of this 669-nucleotide messenger RNA. RefSeq names its product family with sequence similarity 174 member C (gene Fam174c). The transcript is spliced from 3 exons. The record is from RefSeq and is a predicted model, not a curated record. Gene Ontology annotation, cellular component: extracellular region. Lineage: Eukaryota; Metazoa; Chordata; Mammalia; Rodentia; Muridae. The coding region runs from base 54 to 371 and encodes 105 amino acids.
CAGGGCAUUGUGGGCGGGGGCGGGGCUGUGUGCACUUCCGCCUCAGCUCCGGCAUGGCGCGGGGCAUGCUGCUGCUGCUGCUCCUCCAGUGUGCCACGCCGGGUUGCGCUGAGAACUCCAGCUUUCCGGCCAUGCCAAGCAACCACACAAGCGGGGGCCUCCCGGACACGGGCUCCGCGAUGCUUCGCUUAUUCUACGUAAUCACUGGGCUCUGCGGCCUCAUCUCGGUUUACUUCCUCAUCCGGGCUUUUAGACUCAAGAAGCCACAGCGAAGGAGGUAUGGGCUCCUGACCAACACGGAGGAGCAUGAAGAGAUAGACUCUCAGGACAGCGAGGAAGAGACUGUCUUUGAAACCAGGAAUCUGAGAUGAUGUUGAGAUGGAGAUGACAGGCUGCAAGGACAAGAGAGGACAUGUAGUUCUGUGAGCUCUGAUGUCAACCUUCCUGGACGGAGCCUGCACAGCCCUAGCAGGCCGCAUGGGCCAGGACAGCAUAGAGACCUCCUUGAGAUGAGCUCACAGACUCCAGGCCCCCAAGGCCAGGCUGAUUCUGGCCGCUCUGUCAGUCUGCCUCCCGUAAGGGACAAGAUGGAGCACAUGGACCUUGGGAUCUCUGUGCACCUUCCUGCUGCUUUGGCAACAAUAAAUGAAGCAGUGGCUUUGUAGCUUA